Messenger RNA from Paramecium primaurelia, 833 nucleotides. Lineage: Eukaryota; Ciliophora; Oligohymenophorea; Peniculida; Parameciidae. The record is from the annotation of a GenBank genome assembly.
AUGAAUUAUCCUUAUCAGCCAUAUAGGCCAUAUUCAAGAGUACCAAAUACUUCAGUACAUAACCCUAAUAUUAUCUCUUAUGUUGAUUCAGUACUCUCUAAAUCUAGAAAUAAUUACACUUCUGUUCAAUUAGACUCAUAACCAAAGUAUCAAACAUACUAGACUAAUACAAUUAAAACCGAUACAGAUUUAAAAAUCGCAACCAAUUCUCCCCUAAUUUUAACACAAAAAUCNAGAGCUGCAUUCAUUGAAGUUACUGAUGAAUAAAAACAUAAAGUUAAUAAAGCAUUAAGAUAAGUUAAAGCUAAUACUGAAAAUUUUGGACAUUAAUAUUCUUCAUUUAUUUAAGCAUUAACUAAUUUAACUGAAGGAUUCAAUUUCAAAGAUAGAUAAGUUUUAAAGGAAAUGUGUGAUUUCUUAAAUAGUUUAAGAUUAAAUAUAUUUGAUGCAUUAACUAAAGCUUAUAAAGAUGAAGACAGUUAAAAAUAAUAAGAUGAAUUAAGAAGAUAAUAAUUAACAUCUGAAAAAGCAGUAUUUGAUUAAUAAUAUGCUGAUUUCUAUUAAGAAAGAGAAGAUAAAACUGUUAGAAUAUCUGAUGUUUAAACUAUGAUAUCAACUAGAGAAGCUGAUCUUAAAGCUUAUUAAGAUAGAUUAAGAACUGAAAAUAAUAAUUAUUCAGCCAAUCUUAAAAUACAUGAUGAUAUUGUGGUAUUCUUAUCAAAUUUAUAUAGUCAUCUGUUUAAUAAGAAUUAGCAGUCUUAGCUAAAGCAUUGUAAGUGGUUUAAACUCCACCAUUCUUAGAUUUCUUAAAUGGAAGAAUUGCUAAAGCAUGA